CUUCCGCCAGCAAGCAAAGUGUGAGCGUUCCGGCAACAACCAGAAGGGCUAGCGUGUUGUUUGCCGCUGUGCAAAACGUUGUGUUUGGAAAAUUUCUUGCGUCUGACCGAGGGCAACUGGAAGAGGAGCCGCACGGGUCGCCAGCCCCUCCGGCAAAGUCUGCGUCCAUCGAAAAACGAACAAGUGCGGGUCGGAGUUUUGCCAACCGGCUGCUCAUACCCUUUUUUGGCGGUGGCGGUGCAACUACGUCAAACGUGAGCCAGGUGGGCACGUCAGGCGCAGCGAAGAACAAAACCAACAACUUGCUGCUCCCUCCCGGAGCGCCGCCAUCAACGCCGAACCCGCAAAAGGGAAGUGACGACGACCAGGAAGAGCCUAUCAGCAGGAGCGACUCGUUCGCGGAUGCCAAGCGCAGGCUCUCGAACCAGGAGGACCACGCCGCUAUGCUGUUGCGUUUGAGUGUGAACAUGGAUAGCACGACCGCCGUCGGUAUGUCAGCGCCGCACAGUAAGCAGCGAGCAGUGAACUUUGCGAAGGAGGACGAUGAAGAAGACGCACAGGACCUCGUCACAGGUGCGGGCGGGAACAAUCGCGAACUGCACGACGAUAAUGAUGAGCGAGGAGAUUCCAAGAGUACCCACUCCCGCGACACGGCUGGUGGAAGAGCGAACCCGCGGCCUCGGGCGUCCGCAGCAGCGGGCGAUUCCGGCAAGCCAAGUGCAAACGCGACCACUGGUGACGAAACUUUCCUGGGGCAGUCUAACGAUGCAGUUGGCCAAUACGUUGCUCCAGGCGCACUGGUGUUGCCGGGUGGGCCACGGAAAAGCAAGCGGAAUGCCGAUGACGAGAGAGCUUCGUCGUCGUCCGGGUUCUCAGGGGUCGACGAUGACACUCCGAAAGUGCAGCUCUCGCGGUCGAC
This is a messenger RNA of Amoebophrya sp. A120, 919 nucleotides long. NCBI's taxonomy places the organism in Eukaryota, Dinophyceae, Syndiniales, Amoebophryaceae. The record is from the annotation of a GenBank genome assembly.